Dioszegia hungarica is the source of this 792-nucleotide messenger RNA. Its product is annotated as RTA1 like protein-domain-containing protein. The annotation marks the transcript as partial. The record is from RefSeq and is a predicted model, not a curated record. Gene Ontology annotation, cellular component: plasma membrane; fungal-type vacuole. The transcript is spliced from 5 exons. NCBI's taxonomy places the organism in Eukaryota, Fungi, Basidiomycota, Tremellomycetes, Tremellales, Bulleribasidiaceae.
UUCAAGACUCAUCCUAGAGCCAAGUAUAUGAGACCGGUCAGGUGGGGCGCGACCAUCAUGGCCUUCGGAUACCUGUGCCGAUUCUCUCGGAGAACCGGGAUCAAUGCCUGGUCCUGGCUCUUUGAGACCUUCCAGUUCCUCCUCCUGUCGCCGUGCGCGUUUCUCGCCCAAGUAUAUGUUCUACUCCCCCAUUUGGCCGAGGCACUCGAAGCGGAAGACUGCCUUCCCAUCGGCGGUCGCGCGCUCAAGUGGAUCUUCAUCUCCGCGGACAUCAUUACGGUACUCGCGCAGCUCGCAGGAACGGCGCUCACGAUCACGUUCGGCGAUCUCGUAGAGAUAGGGAAAUGGGUCGUCACUGGCGGUCUCUGGGUCCAGCUCGUCUUUUUCCUGACUUUCAUGGUCAUCUUUAGCAUCUUUGCUUCUCGGCUGCGGAAACGCCAUCUCGAUCAGGGAGGAAUAGGGGCGGACGUGGGUGGACACAAGUGGAUCGACCGGUGCACGAGCUUGAUAUACGUCAUGUUUGAGGCGUGCUUGUGCCUUUUCGUACGGUCGAUCUAUCGUGUCGCAGAGUACACCUCUGGCGCGAAAUCAGCCCUCGGUCUGAGCGAGACUGCCUUCUACAUCCUGGACGCCCUGAUGAUGCUUCUCCUCAUCAUUGGCUUUUGUGUCGUCUGGGCGCCCAGGUGUCUCGAGGGCAAGAUACUACCAUCCGCCGUCGAUCGAUGGUCCAGACCGGGCGGCACGGUGGAGAUGGACAAGGUACGACGACAGCCAGGGACCAACAACGCCUGA